Striga asiatica is the source of this 1631-nucleotide messenger RNA. The record is from the annotation of a GenBank genome assembly. Lineage: Eukaryota; Viridiplantae; Streptophyta; Magnoliopsida; Lamiales; Orobanchaceae.
CUCAAUUAGUGGUUUGGAGAAUCCAAAGGGUUCAGAAACAUAUCUGCCAAACGCACCCUUAAUUCGGAACCUGAACUCGGCGUUGUUCCCGUGCAACUCGCCCCACGCUCCCAAUCCUGCACCUCCUCGAUUUCGGCGAGUUAGGGUUUCAGAAUUUAGUCCCCAAUUCGACAUCGCAUUUCAAUGGCGUCGGACGACCACCUUGAUGUCGAAGAUGAUUUUGGAGGUGAUUUUGCAGGAGGAAGUGCUUCAAGGCGUUCAGGCAAUAAGAGAAGCUUCGCGCGGACCUUGAUGAUGAUGAAGAUGAUAUCUUUGGGUCAAAGAAGCUUCUUGUUAGUUACUUUUGUAGUUUACUGUCAGAUUGAUGUCCUGAAAUUGUUCAUGAGCGGCCCUCUGAUGGCAAAAUUGUUGAAACAGAUUGAAUUAAACAUGUGCAAUGCUGAAUAUUUGGGCUUCCAUAAAUCAUUAAAUUUUUCCUUCUGCUGGCAAUAUGGUUCUGAUAAGGUUAACCAGAAAAUAGAGGAGACUGCACCAGGAGUGGCAACUGGGAUGAUCUUAUCUCUUCAUGAGAGAAAAAUGGUAAACAAGGAAAAGAUCAUUUCCAAGCUAGUUUUGAGUAUUUUACCGACUGAUGUUCUGAAAGUUAUUGGCUGGUUUCCUUUUUCUUUUCCCUUUUGUAGUCUCAAGAACUGUCAAGAUGAACUCUCAAGAUGCCAGAUGAAACUUGAAGAUGCUAAGUCUGAGAUUCAGAAGUGGCAUUUUGCUUUCCAGAAUGAAUCCUUCAUUCCCCAAGGCGCAACCCCCGAACCAAAAUUCGUAGUCAACUAUCUCCAGAUUCUGAGGUCUUCUGAGGAUUCCCUCCGUGAGCAAUCUGCUCUUCGAGAUUUGAGAACUCAGUUAAAGCCACCAUCAAUGCAGGCGAGGAGACAGUUGCUAGAUCCAGCUAUCCAUGAAGAGUUCACAAGAUUAAAGGAUAAGAAAGUUAAAGAGCUGCAAGAUAAUAUAGCUGCCGUCAGUUUUACCCCACAAAGUAAGAUGGGAAAGAUGUUAAUGGCAAAAUGCAGGACGCUGCAGGAAGAGAAUGAGGAAAUUGGUGAUCAAGCCAAUGAAGGAAAGAUGCAUGAGCUGGCAAUGAAACUUGCUUCACAAAAAUCUCAAAACACUGAGCUCAGGAGCCAAUUGGAAGGAAUAUGCAAGCAAAUGGAGAAACUGACCGGUGAUGUUGAUAGAUCAAAUGAGUUGGUGGUUAUCUUGCUAGAAAAACUAGAAGCAAUGGAAGAUGAAAUCCAGAGAUUGAAAAACGAGCUUCGAGGGAAUGCCAUGGGAGAGAGCAGAAUGAGUUAGAUACUGAUAUGAAUGCUAAUGAUGAUAAUGGACUGAAUCCCGUUGAAGUGCAAACUGAAAUAUAGUUGUGGGACUGUUUUUCCUUUAAAACUUCAUUUUCAUUUUUCCAUAUUUCUUCUUUCUGCUCUGUUUUAUUUUCUUCCUUUCUUGUUCUUUGGGGAAAAACUAUUUUGUUUAAUUGGCAAUUAGAGUAAAAAUGUCUCUACUACCUUUAAUUAUUACACUUGAUCAAGGCUGGCUCCAUGUCUCCUUUCCUCUAUAAUAAAAUUUGUUUGCUUUGUAGUUUA